Molecule: messenger RNA, 4635 nt
Organism: Mesoplodon densirostris (Blainville's beaked whale)
Lineage: Eukaryota; Metazoa; Chordata; Mammalia; Artiodactyla; Ziphiidae
Gene: ACBD5
Product: acyl-CoA binding domain containing 5
Exons: 14
Coding region: 1152-2759 (535 amino acids)
Biological process (GO): autophagy of peroxisome; fatty acid metabolic process
Cellular component (GO): peroxisome
Molecular function (GO): fatty-acyl-CoA binding
Source: RefSeq, a predicted model, not a curated record
GACCUUAUCGGACAGGCCUAGCCCGGCAAUACCAAGGUAAAUGCCGGCACUGCGGCUCCAAGGGAAGAGUAACUUAGAGUCUGCGCCUAGAUUUGGACUAGUCACCCUCCUAACCCAUCCCGAACUGACAAAGGGACCUGGUGACUUUGGGAUUUCCGGGCCUCAGAACUCCACCCCCAGAACCUAUAGCAGUACCCCCGCGUUGGGCCUGGGGGCGCUUCCUAGAUGCCUGAGGACGCGGGGCGAUGUGCUAGAAAGGUGAAGGCCCAGGGUACCUCUUUCUAGGGUUGAUGAUCCGUACUGGUCCCUCGAUCGCCCCUCCCCCACGCCCUGUCGCCCAUUAGCUCGGGCUGGAGCUGUACGGAUCCCGGAUCCCUGGGGUUCGAAGUCAGGGUUGGUGCAAAGGAAGGUGCUCUCCCUCCCCCCGCCCAGUCUAAGUAGCAGGCAACCUCCCUUCUUCUUUGGUUGUUGCUCGGACGUCCUUGUCUCGGGGCGGCUAAAGCUGUCAAAGACCUGCGAGCCAAGCGCUGCUAAGCACCUCCAUCCAGCAUCCCUAAUCCUUUCACGUACCCUUUCGGGUGUUAGGAAGAUUGCCGCUGGAGAGGCUAAGUAACUUGCCCUCGGUCGCAGAACUUAAAUGGCAGAACUUAAGGUUCGCACCAGGCCUCCCUGGAUCUAAAGCUCUUUGCUUAAGUCCCAUCACCUUUCUCAAACCUUAACCUAAGAGAGGACAGGCGCUGGGGACCACAGUCAUUUUUUUGCCCAGCGGUGCCCACACGUGCUGCCACCCCGCCUCGGCUGCCCUGGUGCCGACACAUCGGUCGGGCCUGUUCAAACAGCGAGACUGGGGCCCUCUGCCGAUCCAUCUCGCUGCUCUUCUUUUCCGCUUUCUCCGGCCCUUUUCCAGGGACAGACAGGCGGCGCGCGUCAUCGCCAAGGCUGCUGGGCGGGUGGGUGGAGUUUGCUGCGCGGCGACGGUGGCUGUAGCGAGUGGGUCCCCCCAAGACUCUGGGGCGGGGCUGCGGGGAGGGCGCGGACGGACAGACGGACCUCGCCGGGAUGGGGGGUGUGGCCGCUCUUCCAGGGCCCUGCCGGUGGGUCAGCGGCACAGCGACCACCAGUGCCCGGGGCCCCUCCGCCUUCUGCUAGAGAUGCUCUUCCUCUCGUUUCAUGCAGGCUCUUGGGAAAGCUGGUGCUGCUGCUGCUGCCUGAUUCCAGCCGACAGACCUUGGGACCGGGGCCGGCGCUGGAGGCUGGAGAUGGCGGACACGAGAUCCGUGCAUGAAACCCGGUUUGAGGCGGCGGUGAAGGUGAUCCAGAGUUUGCCGAAAAACGGUUCAUUCCAGCCAACAAAUGAAAUGAUGCUCAAGUUCUAUAGCUUUUAUAAGCAGGCAACUGAAGGACCCUGUAAACUAUCAAGGCCUGGAUUCUGGGAUCCUAUUGGAAGAUACAAAUGGGAUGCUUGGAGUUCAUUGGGUGAUAUGACCAAAGAGGAAGCCAUGAUUGCAUACGUUGAAGAAAUGAAAAAGAUUCUUGAAACUAUGCCAAUGACUGAAAAAGUUGAAGAAUUGCUACAUGUCAUUGGUCCGUUUUAUGAAAUUGUAGAAGACAAAAAGGGUGGCAGAAGUUCUGAUUUAGCCUCAGUCCGAGUGGAGAAAAUCUCUAAAUACCUAGAAGAUCUUGGUAAUGUUCUAACUUCUACACCAAAUGCCAAAACUCUUAAUGGUAAAGCUGAAAGCAGCGAUAGUGGAGCUGAAUCUGAGGAAGAAGAGGCCCAGGAAGGCGUGAAAGGAGCAGAACAAAGUGAUAACGAUAAGAAAAUGAUGAAGAAAUCUGCAGACCAUAAGAACUUGGAAAUUGUUGUCACUAAUGGCUAUGAAAAAGACAGCUUUGUUCAGGGUGUACAGAACGACAUUCAUGCCAGUCCUUCCCUGAAUGGCAGAGGCACUGAGACAGUAAAAUCUGUAGAUCAAAACUUGGAGCAAACUGAAAAGACUGCUGUCUGCGUUCACCAAGAUGUAAAUGAUGAUCAUGUUGAAGAUGUUUCAGCAAUUCAGCAUUUGACGAGUGAUUCAGACAGUGAAGUUUACUGUGAUUCCAUGGAGCAAUUUGGACAAGAAGAGUCUUUAGAUAGCUUUACGUCAAACAAUGGACCAUUUCGCUAUUACUUGGGUGGUAAUCCCAGUCAGCCCUUGGAAAGUUCUGGUUUUCCUGAAGAUGUUCAAGUAUCUCCUGGGAAUGGCAACAGUGGGGACACACAGGCGGCAGCAGUGGAAGGCAAAGGUGAAGUAAAGCACGGAGGAGAGGAUGGCGGGAGUAACAGUGGAGCGCCGCACCGAGAGAAACGGGCUGGAGAAAGUGAGGAAUUCUCUAACGUCAGGAGAGGGAGAGGGCACAGGAUGCAACAUUUGAGUGAAGGAAACAAAGGUCGGCAAGUGGGAAGUGGAGGUGAUGGGGAACGCUGGGGUUCAGACAGAGGGUCGAGGGGCAGCCUCAACGAGCAGAUCGCUCUCGUGCUCAUGCGCCUGCAGGAGGACAUGCAGAAUGUCCUUCAGAGACUCCACAAACUGGAGACGCUGACGGCAUCGCAGGCAAAAUCAUCAGCAUUACAGACCAGUAAUCAGCCGCCUUCACCGAGACCAUCUUGGUGGCCCUUCGAGAUGUCUCCUGGUGCACUAAUCUUUGCUAUCAUAUGGCCUUUUAUUGCCCAGUGGUUAGUGCAUUUAUAUUACCAAAGAAGGAGAAGAAAAUUGAACUGAAGAAAAUAAUUUACUGAAGAAGACUACUGGGCCUGGAUGACCUCGGGAUGAAAUGGAUUGUGGAGCUCACACGAAACUCCUAGUUUGUGAUGAUUACAUUUCUUUUUGUUGUCCAGUAGUUUGGUUUGUGUACAUAUAUACAUAUAUAUAUUUUGCACUACACAAAUGAUAACAUUUUAAGGACUAAUAUUGCUGAUACUUGAAUAAUCAAUCUCAACUAGGUUAUAAGUAACAGACUUAGAUUUACCCUACCCUUGAACUUGAAGGACAUUAAAUUAUUAAUUAUUGUUUGGUAACAUGUUUACCUGAUUAUCUCCCAUAGAGAAAUAUAAGCUGCUUUUCCAAGGUACAGUUGUGAUAAUAAGAACAGAUUUAUAACUGGGUAUUUUUAAUUUUCUAAAUUAAUUAUGAGAAAGUAUGCAAACCAGGAGUGAAUUUCAAAUGAGAUGAAAUCGACUUUCUUUCUUAGUCACUGAACCACCAUGCGAUUCAGUAGAAAACGACUGGAAGAAUCUUCUCCACGUCCACUUUGUGGGCUGCCCAUAAUCUUCCUUGGGCAUGUGCAGCUCUAACUUUAGUAUUCAGGCAUCAUUAUGACAAAGUAGAGCCCUAUGUACUAGGCUUUGGUUUUACAAAUGAUUCACAGAAUAGACAUAACCCGCUAAUGGAAAUGAUGAAGAACGGGCUUAACGUGUUCUGAACCUGUGGAUCAUUAAUAAGAUUUGUAUUCAAUCAUAUACAUGGAUUACUUUGUAAUACUUUUCCUUUAACUGAGGACAUCUUGUUUCUGCUUCAUAGGGUGCUUUGAAAUAUAAAAUGAAAACUUAUUUAUACUCUUUUUACAAAGGUCAAAGAGGAAACACAGGAAAAUCACUUUUCUGCAACUGGUAAACCACACAGACCGGACUCUUAACCUCUUAGUGCCUCAGUUUUUCCUUCGGGGUAUAAUAUUGGAGAUACACCUAUUUCACAAGGGGUAUUGGAGAGAUCUGCAAGCUAGCAGGCCAUAUGCUUCCAUUUGAAUAAGACAUACCCAACUAAUGUAAAUUUGUGUCUCUCCUCCACCUCCCACAUUUAGACUAAGAAGAAGACUGUAAUUUAGAUCCUUGAAGGCUUUGUUUGGAAUUAUCCUUCCCGCAUGCCUUUUAAAACUCCCUGCUCAUGUAGAUGUACCUUAUGCUUUAAAGGUUUCUCUGAUACAAAGGUUUAGUAUCAAAUAAUUUUUUAAAUUCUUGGUAUGUGUGAUGUUGGGUUUAGCAUCAUGUGUUCAGAGUGUUCUCAAUAAGAGAGAAAGUAAUCCAUCCCUAGUCUAAAGGGUGGUUCUUUGUUUACCUGAAGAAAAAAGUAUAAGAAUACAAUUUGCUUUUCUGAAGACUCUUUUUUUCCUUAUUUUUUUUCUUACAUGUAACUUGAUGUUUUUUAUUUUUUAAUCCCAUCUUGAUUAAAAUGUAUCUGUCUAAAGAGAUCUACUAAUAUUUGCUUUUUAAAAGCUGUCCUCUAUUUAUUUAGGGAAAAAAAUGAAGCCGGUAACUGAAUUAUAUGUAAAAAUAAAAUUUAGACCUGUGGGUCGGGAGUUAUUUUAAAAAAUUAGCUAUCAAUCUGGCAUCAGAAAAUGGUGGCUUUUCUCUUAGUAUAUAAAUAAAUAAGAUGCAAAGUAAGAAUGUAAGCAGUUGUGAUUCAUUACAAGCAGUUGGAGGUAACUAACUCCUAGGGAUAACCAUUUGUAUCCUAUUCCAAAGUCUUAUUUUAUAGUUUGAAAAGCACUUUGCACACAGUUCUUGUAUAUACAAGUAAAGACGUAAUUAUAGGAUGUAGUGUUACUGCUUUGUUUAACAAGAACCUCAUUUAAAAUUGACAGCUAUGGUAUUUUUUUAAU